AUGACUUCUUUAGGAUAUCUCAGCACAUAAAAUACAACUAGGAAUCACUUAUCUAAUACAAUAAUGCCUGGUACUGAUUCUGAAUCUGGCUGUUGGCCACGCUUGAGAUCUUCAAAGAAGCGCUCCAACCCCAAAGCCAAACACACAGGAAAGGAGAUAGGCGCUCAGGAUGCCCAGACCAAAGCUGAGCUAGACCCGAUGACCCGCUCCCUGGCUCUCCACCUUUGCUGCCCAGCCUGUGACACUCUCCUCCUCCAGCCUGUGUCUCUGCCCUGUGGCCACUGCCUCUGCCAGCCCUGCCUGGAAGGCAUCCGCAAGAAGCCCUCCAGCACCAAGGCCUCUGAUGCCCAACAGGCCCAGCCCUACUCCCAGUGCCCCAGUUGCCUGGUUCACUACUCCCUCCAGCCUGGCGGGGCCUGGCCCUUCCCAGAGAAUCUUCUUCUGGCCAAUGUAUCUGAGCAGCUCCUAGAGAGGCUGGAGGGCCUGAGGCGGGUGAAGCAACCCAAAAACACCCGGGCCAAGGACACAUCCCUGAGUGUGUGCGAGAUCUGCUCUAAGCAGCGCGAGGCCCAGAGCUACUGCCGCACCUGUGGCCUCAACAACUGUGCCAAGUGCCUGAGAAAACUCCAUGGCAACCGGUCAUUCCAGGCCCACGUGCUGACGGAGCCCGUGGAGGGUGGGUGCCGCGAUCCAUGCCCCACCCACCACGACAGCUCCCUGUCCCACUGUUGCCUUGACGAUGGAGUUCUGGGGUGCCAGGGGUGCAUGGAACAGGGGCACCAGGGACAUGACGUGUCACCCGUCCACGAGGCCCGCGCCCGCAGGGAGGUGGGCAUCCGCAAUUCACUGGAGCAGGCUGAGAAGGUGAAGUCCCAGUGUGAAGCCGACAUGGUGUCCAUGGACCAGUUGAGGGCCCGAACGGGCUCCGACGGUGCCGAGCUGAGACGCCGCAUGCGCGAGGGCUUCCUGUCUCUCCGUAAUGUCCUGCUAGACCAGGAGGCGGCACUGCUCUCCCACCUGGACAUCCUGACCUCCAGUACCUGCAGCGGUGCCAGGGACUUCCUCCAGACCUCUGCUCCACUCCUGGGCUCCCUGACUGGGCUGGAGGUGAUCUCUGAGCAGGCCCUCUUGGAGCCCGACACCGUGGCCUUCCUGACUGGGGCCAUGGCUCUGACCCAGUGGCUGCAGAAGGUCAACGGGGACAUCCACCGCCCUGCCCUGACUCUCCAGGAGGGGGAGCCCUUCAAGGGGGUGAAGAUGGACUUUGACGCCCUCCUUAGAGACCUGCAGGGCCUUCUGGGGACCCACCUCCACUGGAAGAGCCCUGAAGUGGAUGCAGUGGUUGCAUCAGCGACCAGCGUGGAGUCAGACGUUUUGGAGGGGUGCUGCGAGGUGUUGCAGGUGCCAUCCUGCCCAGGGACCCCCCACCGCACCCUGGCCCUGGCGGACUCCCCCCUGAGCCCCCGGAAGCCCAAGAGCCCCAGAAAGCUGGUGAUGGAGGAACAGCUGGGCAUGUCGGCUGGGGACUGCAGCGAUAAGGAGCGCCACCUGCUGCCCAGGCCCCCCAUCAUCUACCAGCACAUCGUCAGCGGAGAAACUGUGGAGGUACAGUUACACAGCAACUAG
Oncorhynchus kisutch (coho salmon) is the source of this 1626-nucleotide messenger RNA. Its product is annotated as tripartite motif-containing protein 42-like. The transcript has 3 exons. The record is from RefSeq and is a predicted model, not a curated record. Lineage: Eukaryota; Metazoa; Chordata; Actinopteri; Salmoniformes; Salmonidae. Bases 64 to 1626 code for a protein of 520 amino acids. Gene Ontology annotation, molecular function: zinc ion binding.